CCGGCCGCUCCCGUCUCUCUGCCCGUGGCGUAGCGGUCCCCGCCCGAGGAGGCCGCGGCGGCGCCGCCCGCCGAGCCAUGGCCCAGCCGGGCCCCAGCGCCCAGACCGAAGAUGCUCUUCUACAACGGGUAGCAGAAUUGGAAAAGGUCAAUGCAGAAUUUCUGCGCACAAAGCAGCAACUUGAGCAAGAAUUUAAUCAAAAGAGAGCAAAAUUUAAGGAGUUAUACCUGGCUAAGGAAGAGGACCUGAAAAGACAGAAUGCAGUGCUGCAGGCGGCCCAGGAUGACCUGGGCCAGCUGCGGACCCAGCUGAUGGAAGCCCACGCGGAAAUGGAGAACAUCAAGGCCAUAGCCACAGUGUCAGAGACCACCAAGCAGGAGGCCAUCGACGAGGUCAAGAGGCAGUGGCAAGAAGAAGUGGCUUCUCUCCAGGCCAUCAUGAAAGAGACUGUUCGUGACUAUGAGCUCCAGUAUCACCACAGGAUGGAGCAAGAGCGAGCUCAGUGGAGCCAGUACCGAGAAAACAUGGAGCGGGAAAUUGCAGAGUUAAGGAGGCGACUGUCUGAAGGCCAGGAGGAGGAAAACCUAGAAAAUGAAAUGAAAAAGGCUCAGGAAGAUGCCGAGAAGCUGCGCUCGGUUGUGAUGCCCAUGGAGAAAGAGAUUGCAGCCCUAAAAGAGAAGCUGGCAGAAGCUGAAGAAAAAAUAAAAGCAGCAUCAGAGGUUAAAGAACUGAACCAUUAUUUAGAAGCUGAGAAGUCGUGUAGGACAGACUUGGAGAUGUACGUGGCUGUUCUCAACACACAAAAAUCAGUCCUGCAAGAAGAUGCAGAGAAGUUGAGGAAGGAGCUGCAUGAAGUUUGCCAUCUCCUAGAGCAAGAGAGGCAGCAGCACAACCAGCUGAAGCACACAUGGCAGAAAGCCAAUGACCAGUUCCUGGAGUCCCAGCGACUGCUGAUGAGGGACAUGCAGAGGAUGGAAAUUGUGCUCACCUCAGAGCAGCUCCGGCAGGUGGAAGAGCUGAAAAAAAAGGAUCAGGAGGAAGAUGAGCAGCAAAGGCUUAGCAAGAGAAAGGAAGAGAAACAAAAAGAUUCAGAUGAUGAAACAAAGGCUUCAUGUUCUCUGGCCCCUGAAGAAACCCUUACCCAGCUCUCUAAUGAAGAGGUGCAUGUGAAUAGCACCCAUGGAUCAGUCCAUUCCCUGGAUGCAGACUUGCUUCUUUCCUCUGGCGAAUCCUUCAAUAAACCAGACACGGAUAUGUUUAAAGAUGGACUACGGAGAGCACAGUCAACAGACAGUCUGGGCACAUCUGGAUCCUUACAGUCCAAAGCUUUAGGAUACAACAACAAAGCAAAAUCUGCUGGGAACCUGGAUGAGUCAGAUUUUGGACCACUUGUUGGAGCAGAUUCAGUGUCUGAGAACUUUGAUACGGCUUCCCUUGGAUCCCUGCAAAUGCCGAGCGGGUUCAUGUUGACCAAAGAUCAGGAAAAAGCAAUCAAAGCAAUGACACCAGAGCAAGAAGAGACUGCUUCCCUGCUCUCCAGUGUCACCCAGGGCGUGGAAAGUGCUUAUGUGUCCCCCAGCGGGUACCGCCUGGUCAGCGAGACAGAGUGGAACCUGCUGCAGAAGGAGGUGCAGAAUGCAGGGAACAAGCUGGGCAGGCGCUGUGACAUGUGCUCCAAUUAUGAGAAGCAGUUGCAAGGUAUCCAGAUCCAGGAGGCUGAGACCAGAGACCAGGUGAAAAAGCUGCAGGUGAUGCUGAGGCAGGCUAACGAUCAGCUGGAAAAGACAAUGAAAGAUAAACAGGAAUUGGAGGAUUACAUGAAACAAAGUGCUGAAGACUCCUCUAAUCAGAUCUCCUUGCUCAUGGCCAAGUGUCAGAAGUCAGAGAAUUUCCUCAGUGAGCUGCAGCAGGCGUUUCUGCAAGCCAAGAGAAGUGUCCAGGAGCAAAUGGCUGUCCUGACACAGUCAAGGGAGCAGGUUUCAGAAGAGUUGGUGAGACUGCAAAAAGAUAAUGAAAGUCUUCGAGGAAAACACAGCUUGCAUGUGUCCUUACAGCAGGCUGAAGAUUUCAUUCUACCAGAAGCAGCAGAGGAACUCCGUGAGCUGAUCCUCAAGUACCGGGAAGACAUCAUCAGUGUGAGGACAGCAGCAGAUCACCUCGAGGAGAAGCUGAAGGCUGAGAUCCUGUUCUUGAAAGAGCAGAUCCAAGCUGAACAAUAUUUGAAAGAAAAUAUAGAAGAAACUCUACAGCUGGAAAUAGAGAAUUGCAAAGAGGAAAUAGCUUCCAUUUCCAGUUUAAAAGCUGAACUAGAAAGAAUAAAAGUGGAAAAGGAGCAGUUGGAAAGUUCUUCACAGGAAAACCUGCAGCAGCUGGAGAGUCUGCAGGAGGCAAAGAACACUCUAGAAGAACAGCUGAAGAAGGAGACUGCAGCAAAGGCCAACCUUGAGCAGCUGGUGUUUGAAGAGAAGAACAAAGCUCAGCGGUUGCAGACUGAAUUAGAUGUCAGUGAGCAAGUGCAGAGAGACUUUGUAAAGCUUUCUCAGACACUUCAGGUGCAGCUGGAGAGGAUCCGGCAGGCAGAUUCCCUGGAGAGAAUCCGUGCAAUCCUGAACGACACAAAACUGACGGACAUUAAUCAGCUCCCUGAAACAUGACACCCUGAUGGGCUCCGAGGCUGCGUCUGGGGUUUUUAACUCAUCUUUAUAGCAACAUUAAUUAUUAUUUAACUCUAACCGAGAGAGCAGAAGACAACAGAGGGCAGCGAUGACUUAAGUUUUGUUUCUAGAGGGGAAAAAGGUUUCGUACUGGGCAGGAAGAGAUCACAAGAGUGACUUGUAGUGUAGGAAGGAGAACUUUCUAGUGGAAACACUAAUGAGUGCAGUGUUUCGUGUUCCACUGAGUGGGAUCAGUCCUUACAUUCUGAAAAACUUCCCUCUUUCAGCCGACUUCGUAACCUAAUAUAGAGUUUUGGAACAUAUACCCCUGUCUUUCCCUCUGUCCUUUCCCCCACUACUGUGAUCAAAGUAGCUGCUGGAAACUGUAUUGUCCCUCCAAAACGUUGAAGAGCAGAGUGGUUGAAGUUUUUCUGUUUGAAUAGUCAGUAACAGUAUUCAGCUAGCAGAGAGAAUGAGGUGUAGAGUAUGCUGUAUGAAUAUUUUAUAUUAAAAUAUGACUUUAUUAGCAGGACACUGGAUAUUGAUCUUAUUUCAUAACUCAGUACUUUUUUUUUUAAAACCAUUGGCUCUGUGAAGAAUCUGAAUGCUGCUGAAAUGUGGAUAUGAGUGAGCUGUGUAUCUCCUGAACAGGUAAAUGCUAGUCCAAAAAAAAAAGAACACUGUACUGAGAAUUUAAUUCCUUGCCAUUUUUCUGUUGAAUUCAGAUACUGAAAGAAAAGCACAAGAAAUGCACUGUUUUGUAAUCUCUUUUCACAAAUGUAAUUUAGAAUAUGGAGCUACAACCAGUUGUAUCUCAUCUCCUAAAGCUGAGCAGUGCCUGAAAUCCCUUCUCUGUGGAAAAAAAACCAAAAAAAACACCAAAAAACCCAAGCAGAAAAAAGCUGGUAAAAGUUGUGUGCACAUCUGAACAUUGGCCUGAGGUGGUGCAGGUGUGCUCUGCUCUGGGGGUAGCACCAGGUGUGAAGGCAGGAGCUCUGGGGAAGGUGAGGGCAGGUGCUGAAUGAAGCUGUUCCUGACCCCUCUGCUGGGUCAGCCUCGUGUCAGCACACAGGGAAUCACUCCCAGCCCCUCCUGGUCAGGGCACAGAUGUGCAGGAGCUGCAGGAUUGUGGUGCUGCAGCUUGGAGGGAGCAGUGCAGCUCUUUGGUGUCCUGGAGCUCAGAGGUGGCUCCUGUGCUGUGCCCUGGGUCUGCUCCCACACAGUUAAAUUACACUGAGUAAUGUGGCAGCAGAGGCAGGAAAUUCUUGUGAUCACUCAGUUGCCAGGUUUGGGUUUCUUGUUCUAUAAAUGUCCAGAGGUAACAUGAGCAUUCCUCCUCCUCCUGUGCUGCUGGAGUUCUGUGCACACAGCUGGACAGAUUCCUGAACUGUUGCAGGUGUUGAUGAUCCUGGUGGCACAAACCCAAUCCUUGAACUUUACAACUCAGUUAAAAGGAGGCUGAAGGAGCAGAUUCCACUGUCCUUAACUUCUAAACUUGUCCUAAACUGGAGUUUUCCCUCCAUUCCUUGUUGUUUUUCCUUCACAUACUUGGCCUGAGAUCUGAUGAUUUUCUUCAUCACCUUCAAAAGUGACAGAAAAUGCUCCAAACUGCAAUGCACAUGACUAUGUAUUUUAAGUGCUUAGAUCCUAUUUUUAGCAGUGUAUAUCCUGCUACUGCAUAAAGUCAGAACCAGUGGUUUUGAAGAGGAA
Molecule: messenger RNA, 4364 nt
Organism: Pseudopodoces humilis (Tibetan ground-tit)
Lineage: Eukaryota; Metazoa; Chordata; Aves; Passeriformes; Paridae
Gene: RABEP1
Product: rabaptin, RAB GTPase binding effector protein 1
Biological process (GO): Golgi to plasma membrane transport; endocytosis
Cellular component (GO): endocytic vesicle; endosome
Molecular function (GO): growth factor activity; GTPase activator activity
Source: RefSeq, a predicted model, not a curated record